AGCUAGCAGCUCAUUUCCCUUGCAAGCAUACUAUACUCGAAAUAAAAGAAUCACCAACGUCGAUCUCUCUCUCUCUCUCUCUGACUAUUGCCUUAUAACGCACGCCUUCCAACUCUUUUUCCUACAUAAAUAGCUUAUAGCCCACACCUCUCAUCUCCAUUUCCAGUCCUUCCAACAAGCGCACAAAAAAAAAAAAAAAAAAUAGACGACGAAGACGAUCGGCGACCAUGUCCACCGAUCUAGAAUUCUUACACGACUUGUCGAAAAUACCACGACUCACGGUGGAGACUAAAACGACGGCACAAGCAUCCAACGAUAUCGCCGACGAUAUUGGUACUGGCGUACUCGUUGAACCAGAAAAGGAGGACGACAACGAGUGCUGCCGGACCCCGACAUCCAAGGAACAUAGAAUUCCCGUGAUCUUAGAUUGUCCCCCGGCGCCUCGGAAACCCAGAAGGGUACCCUCGUGCAAAAGAAAACUAUCCGAGCUAAAGUUCUUCGAGAUCGUGAACCCUGAAGAGGUCGAUGCGUUUUUCAGAUCGAGCUUUGAGAACGUAUCUGCUAUUACGUCCGUCAAGAGGCGGAGCAGGUGCCCAUGUAAAUGAUCUCGCACGCUGCCUGCCAAGGUUGAAAAUUUUACACGACUAUUCAUGUUUAUUUAUUUAUUUUUCUUUUCUUUAAUUUGUUGUUUUCGAUAUAUAAUUUGUAAGCUGUCUGGAUAUGGCCGGAUGCUACGUACGUUCAUAUAUCCCACUCUGUACGAGAUUGGAUUUAAGGGUCCUUGUAAGUGUCUGAAAUCUCGGACAAUUUGGGAUCUGAACCUUGGUUAUAAAUCAAUGAAUUCACAUCCGAAUGAAUUUCUAAGUUGCA
This is a messenger RNA of Juglans regia (Persian walnut), 870 nucleotides long. Its product is annotated as cyclin-dependent protein kinase inhibitor SMR1-like. Bases 228 to 605 code for a protein of 125 amino acids. Lineage: Eukaryota; Viridiplantae; Streptophyta; Magnoliopsida; Fagales; Juglandaceae. The record is from RefSeq and is a predicted model, not a curated record. Gene Ontology annotation, biological process: regulation of DNA endoreduplication. The transcript has a single exon.